Messenger RNA from Rosa chinensis, 2946 nucleotides. Its product is annotated as calcium-dependent protein kinase 1. Bases 635 to 2341 code for a protein of 568 amino acids. Gene Ontology annotation, cellular component: cytoplasm; nucleus. Lineage: Eukaryota; Viridiplantae; Streptophyta; Magnoliopsida; Rosales; Rosaceae. The transcript is spliced from 8 exons. The record is from RefSeq and is a predicted model, not a curated record. Gene Ontology annotation, molecular function: calcium ion binding; calmodulin binding; ATP binding. Gene Ontology annotation, biological process: intracellular signal transduction; peptidyl-serine phosphorylation; protein autophosphorylation.
AACCCCCCCCUCUCUUCGCUUCCUUUGGCGUCCGUAGAUACCCAUUGUUUAUUACGAGCCAUUUUUCUCACUUUCUCUUUGUCUUGCUCACUUUUUUGUUUUCUGCUGAAUUGUUCAAUCCUGAUAGGUUUCUUUUCCGUGGACCUUUUCCUUCCCCUCUUGCGUAGCUUGGUUUGCUCGCUCAUCUUCCAAGUUUCACUCACUCGCUUUGUGAUCCAAACUCCAAACCCAACAAGAUUCGAGAUUCAGAGAGUUCUAUGUUGAAUAGAUGCAAUCUUGUUCAAUCAUGAUUUGAGUUUGCUCAGCUCUACUUCACUUUCCCCACUUGUUAGUUCAUCCAAGUUUUUGAUCAUCGAUCUAUAUAUAGUAAAACUUACACGGGUUUGACUCCAGUAUCUAUAUAUAUAUAUAUAUAUAUAUAGAGAGAGAGAGAGAGAGAGAGAGAGAGAGAGAGAGAGAGAGAGAGAGAGAGAGAGAGAGAGAGAGAGAGAGAGAGAGAGAGAGAGAGAGAGAGAGAGAGAGAGAGAGAGAGAGAGAGAUAGAUCUUAUGCAUUUUGAUAGUGCGGGAGCUUAGAUCUUAUUGGUAUUGAGCAAGUGUUGUUUGGGAGGAGGAACGAACUAAGUGUUGGUUGAUAUGGGGAAUACUUGUGUUGGACCCAGCAUUUCUAAGAAUGGCUUCUUCCAAUCAGUUUCGGCUGCAAUGUGGCGAACCCCUUUGCCUGAUGACUCUCUUCAUACUAGUGGAGGAGAAACUGCCAAUGAGCAGCAGCCCAGGGAACCCGAGUCGCCUCUUCCGGUACAAGACAAGCCCCCGCAACAAGUGAUGACCAUACCAAAACCUGAAACUGAGCCGAAACAACCCUCCAAACCCAGGAAGCCGCCGCAGAUGAAGAGGGUCCCUAGUGCAGGGCUUCGUGCUGGUUCAGUGUUGCAAACAAAGACGGGAAAAAUAAAGGAGUUUUAUAGUUUUGGGAGGAAAUUGGGACAGGGGCAGUUUGGGGUAACAACUCUGUGCGUGGAGAAGGCCACAGGGAAAGAGUAUGCGUGCAAGUCGAUUGCAAAAAGGAAGUUGAUAACUGACGAUGAUGUGGAGGAUGUGAGGAGGGAGAUUCAGAUAAUGCAUCAUCUGGCAGGCCACCCUAAUGUUAUAUCUAUAAAGGGUGCUUAUGAGGAUGCUGUUGCAGUUCAUGUAGUUAUGGAAUUAUGUGCAGGAGGUGAGCUCUUUGAUAGGAUUAUCCAGCGUGGCCAUUAUACAGAAAGAAAGGCAGCUGAGCUCACUAGGACUAUAGUCGGAGUUGUAGAAGCUUGCCAUUCAUUAGGAGUUAUGCAUCGAGACCUUAAGCCCGAGAAUUUUCUCUUUGUCAGUCAGGAGGAGGAUGCACUUCUUAAAACUAUUGAUUUUGGAUUAUCUAUUUUCCUGAAGCCAGGAGAAAAGUUUACUGAUGUGGUUGGGAGCCCAUAUUAUGUCGCUCCAGAAGUCUUACGAAAGCGUUAUGGUCCAGAAGCAGAUGUUUGGAGCGCUGGAGUGAUUCUUUAUAUUUUAUUAAGUGGGGUACCUCCAUUUUGGGCUGAAACGGAGCAGGGAAUAUUUGAUCAGGUCUUGCAUGGUGAGCUAGACUUUUCAUCAGAUCCCUGGCCUAGUAUCUCUGACGGUGCCAAAGAUUUAGUAAGGAGAAUGCUUGUCCGCGACCCUAGAAAGCGGCUGACUGCACACGAAGUUUUGUGCCACCCCUGGGUGCAAGUUGAUGGUGUGGCUCCUGAUAAGGCUCUUGAUUCUGCAGUUCUAAGUCGCUUAAAGCAAUUUUCAGCUAUGAACAAGCUGAAGAAAAUGGCUCUUAUGGUUAUUGCUGAGAGCUUAUCUGAAGAAGAAAUAGCUGGCCUGAAAGAAAUGUUCAAGAUGAUAGACACUGACGGCAGUGGCCAAAUCACUUUUGAAGAACUUAAGGCUGGACUGAAAAAAUUUGGAGCUACUCUCAAGGAGUCAGAAAUUUAUGAUCUGAUGCAAGCAGCAGAUGUAGAUAAUAGCGGAACCAUUGAUUAUGGGGAAUUUGUUGCUGCAACAUUGCAUUUAAACAAAAUUGAGAGAGAAGAUCAUCUGUUUGCAGCUUUCUCCUACUUUGAUAAGGAUGGAAGUGGCUACAUUACUCAAGAUGAGCUUCAACUAGCUUGUGAGGAGUUUGGCAUAGAGGAUGUUCGCCUCGAAGAAAUGAUAAGAGAAGUCGAUCAGGAUAAUGAUGGACGCAUAGAUUACAACGAGUUUGUGGCUAUGAUGCAAAAAGGAAAUUUUGUUGGCCCGGCCAAGAAGGGCCUGCAAAGUAGCUUCAGUAUUAACUUCAGAUAAGCAUGGAAUUGAGUUUGAUAUAUAGGAAAGUGUUUUCAGCUUACUUUCUCAUUGUUUUGAGUCUUCAAGAUUGCAUAGAAAGGGACUUAACUACUCAUCCAAGUUGCAGCCAAGCAUUUCCAGUCAUGAUCUCUGAAUUUUAUUGAAUUCCAUAGUGAAAGGAUUUUGCAGCAGAAACAAAAGCCCUUUCUGUGUUGUAUACAGUGAGAAGGAAAGUUUUGAUGUACUAUUCUAUUGUAUUACUUUUAUUUUAUAUCAAUGAUCAGUAUAUCCAUACCUUAAAUACAGCUGCUCAAAGUAGGUGCGAGGGUUAUAUGGGUUGUACCCCUAAAUCUCCAUUUUUAGCUGGUUUUCAUGUAUAUGUUUUGUUUCGGAUGGAGAAGAUAGAAUGGCUGUUUUGCUGCGGAGUAGUUUUGAUGGCAAGCUCAUGUGCAAUGUGCUUACAGUAAAACUUUCUGCUGCCCUAGUUCGGUGAUGUAUUCUGCAAGACUAAAGGCGGUUACUAUUCUUGGGAUGGAGGAAGAUAGUUUACUUGAAAGAUUUAAGGCUGAAAUUGAUAUGCUGCCGGUUAUUGAUAUGGUGUCAUUUUGGGUACAGGCUCAUGA